AUGCUUGGGCCGAUACAGUCACUGGCCUCUGAAAACGUCCAAGAUCAAAAACGUCAACAUUUGGACUCGAAUAUCUACGUCAGGACGCCUUUGGCCAUCCCAUCAUUCAGUGUCGAGCCAUGGCGCUCGUCAGAGAUUCCGACGCAGCUCCCACCUUUGCCGCCCAUCAAAGACCCGGAGUUAGAACGCCUCGCAUUUCUUCACAUUGGGCUAGGAGAAGGCGGGAGCUACGAGCGCCUAGAGUGGAUAGGCGAUGCUUACUUGGAACUGAUUUCCACGAACAUUAUAUCAAAGACAUUUCCGAAACUUAGGGCAGGGCGUUGCUCACAGCUGCGAGAGCAACUCAUUCGCAACGUCACUCUGUCUCGCUACUUCCGCGAGUAUGGUCUUCCGAGCAAGGCACGACUACCUCCGGAGGUUCUUCAUGGACUUGGUGCAGGAAAGGGGAGGUCAAACGACAAAGACAUCACAAAGACCCAAGGCGACAUGUUCGAGGCUUACGUGGCGGCCGUCAUCAUGAGCGACCCGGAAAAUGGCCUGGCAACCUGCAUUCGUUGGCUUCGGGACUUGUGGUCGAUGACCCUCCGAGAGCAGAUUGUCGCAGCCGAGAAGGAGAAGCCAACCACCGUCAGAGUCUUGAACGAGGUGACUGGAGAGGUCAACGACCUUUCACCAAAGGAGCGUGUUGCACACCUCAUCCGCGCGCCAGGGGUUACAUUGGAGUACAGAGACUUGCCCUGUAAUAAGAAGGACAAGCACUUGAAGCUGCCAUUGUUUGCAGUAGGUCUUUAUCUGACGGGCUGGGGCGAAACUGGAAGAGAACUGGGCUUGGGCAUUGCUCAGUCGAAGAAGGAGGCUGCUCAGAAAGCUGCGACGCAGGCGCUCGAGAACCGUAAGCUGCUGAAAACAUACGAGCAGAAGAAGAGGGCGUAUGUUGAGGCCAAGAAGCAAGCCGAAGAUGCUGAGCAGAGCAGCGGCAUAUGA
This is a messenger RNA of Emericellopsis cladophorae, 984 nucleotides long. RefSeq names its product Ribonuclease-like protein. Gene Ontology annotation, biological process: rRNA processing; primary miRNA processing; regulation of gene expression. NCBI's taxonomy places the organism in Eukaryota, Fungi, Ascomycota, Sordariomycetes, Hypocreales, Bionectriaceae. Gene Ontology annotation, molecular function: ribonuclease III activity; double-stranded RNA binding. The coding region runs from base 1 to 984 and encodes 327 amino acids. The record is from RefSeq and is a predicted model, not a curated record. Gene Ontology annotation, cellular component: nucleus. The transcript has a single exon.